Chrysemys picta bellii (western painted turtle) is the source of this 812-nucleotide messenger RNA. The record is from RefSeq and is a predicted model, not a curated record. Lineage: Eukaryota; Metazoa; Chordata; Testudines; Emydidae.
CCGCGUUGCCGUGGGGACAGGCCCCGCCCCAACCCGGAAGUGAGUGGGAGGCGGUUCUAAGAUGGCGUCUCCUCCUCAGGGGGGGCCCGAUGGCGAUCGCCAUGCGGCUGCGGAACCAGCUCCAGGCCGUCUACAAGAUGGACCCGCUGCGCAACGAGGAGGAGGUGAAGGUGAAGAUGAAGGAGUUGAACGAGCACAUCGUGUGCUGCCUCUGCGCCGGGUACUUCAUCGACGCCACCACCAUCACCGAGUGUCUGCACACCUUCUGCAAGAGCUGCAUCGUGAAGUACCUGCAGACCAGCAAGUACUGCCCCAUGUGCAACACCAAGAUCCACGAGACCCAGCCGCUGCUCAACCUCAAACUCGACCGCGUCAUGCAGGACGUGGUCUACAAGCUGGUGCCCGGCCUGCAGGAAAGUGAGUGGGGGGAGGGGUGCCGGGCUCCGCUGGGGGGCCGGGGUUGAGGUGGGGCAGCUGUGAGGAGCAGGGGGUGGGAUCCCGUGGUCGACACGAUGGGUUUGCCCUACAGCAGCUUCGACCACUCCCGUGCCCACUACUACCGCUACGACGAGCACGUCUCCCUGUGCCUGGAACGGCAGAGCUCCAGCAAAGAGAAGAACAAGACUAGUUUGCAGCAGAAGUUCGUGCGCUGCUCGGUGCGGGCCCAAGUGCGUCACCUGCGCAGGGUCCUGUGUCACCGCCUGGGGCUGGCGCUGCAGCACGUGAGUGAGCCACACGGGCUGGAGAGGCUCUCAGGACUCCUGGGUGCCCCCGACGAUCCUGACCCAGUCGUUGCUCUGGGUUAUCGCUGA